This is a messenger RNA of Brachypodium distachyon (stiff brome), 432 nucleotides long. NCBI's taxonomy places the organism in Eukaryota, Viridiplantae, Streptophyta, Magnoliopsida, Poales, Poaceae. The record is from the annotation of a RefSeq genome assembly.
AUGGCAAAAGCUGUACCAAAAAUAGGUUCACGUAAGAGAGUGCGUAUUGGUUUACGUAGGAAUGCACGUUUUAGUUUACGGAAGAGUGCACGUAGAAUAACAAAAGGGGUUAUUCAUGUUCAAGCUAGUUUCAACAAUACCAUUAUAACUGUUACAGACCCACAAGGUCGAGUGGUUUUCUGGUCCUCUGCGGGUACUUGUGGAUUCAAAAGCUCAAGAAAAGCAUCACCCUAUGCUGGUCAAAGAACAGCAGUCGAUGCUAUUCGUACAGUAGGUUUACAACGAGCAGAAGUUAUGGUAAAGGGCGCUGGUAGUGGAAGAGAUGCCGCAUUACGAGCCAUUGCUAAAAGUGGUGUGCGCUUAAGUUGUAUACGCGAUGUAACACCUAUGCCGCAUAAUGGAUGUCGACCGCCUAAAAAAAGGCGUCUGUAA